Colossoma macropomum (tambaqui) is the source of this 1806-nucleotide messenger RNA. RefSeq names its product gastrula zinc finger protein XlCGF57.1-like. Gene Ontology annotation, biological process: regulation of transcription by RNA polymerase II. The transcript has 3 exons. Gene Ontology annotation, cellular component: nucleus. The record is from RefSeq and is a predicted model, not a curated record. Lineage: Eukaryota; Metazoa; Chordata; Actinopteri; Characiformes; Serrasalmidae. The coding region runs from base 331 to 1788 and encodes 485 amino acids. Gene Ontology annotation, molecular function: DNA-binding transcription activator activity, RNA polymerase II-specific; RNA polymerase II cis-regulatory region sequence-specific DNA binding.
CUCAGCACUAACCCGGUAGAUCUUCACACGGGGGGCGAAUAUUAAUGCACUCGGACGCUGUCCGUGUUCCCGCGCCGUCUGAUGGUCAGUCUCCGUGUUUCUGACUGCCUCCGUGCUGAGCUGGACCUUCUGUUCCUCACAGCCGAGCCUGACCAGCCCAAACUGGUUGAACUGGGAGCCCAGUGGAGCUGACUGACCAACACAGGGGAUGUUUUGGAGACACUUUGAUGGUGUAACUGGACGACUAGCACCACCAGCGCGACCAGACUGGCCCACCAGCUUCACCAGCCACAGACGGGACUGUGUGUUCUGCAAGGCAAGGAGAGCAAAAUGUCCAGCGUUAAAGAGGAGUGUGAGGAUAUCAGUGUGAUGGAGGUGACUGGACUGAAGACUGAAGACCAGCAGAUGGACGAAGAAAGAAUUUUAUAUGAAGACGUUAAAGAGGAGCACAAACCAGAUGUAAAGGAGUUUCAGAAAGAAUCUAACUCACAGAAACCUCACCGGGGUGGAAAAAGCUACAGUGAAGCCUCCCACCUGAAAGAUCACCUGAGAAUUCAUACUGGAGAGGAACCAUUUACCUGUUCACAGUGUGGGAAGAGCUUCACCUCUGAGAAAUCUCUGAAACGCCACAUGGACGUCCAUGACGGAAAGAGACCUCAUCAGUGCUCUCAGUGUGAGUGGAGCUUCAAACGCUUAAUAGAUUUAAGACAACACGAGACAAUUCAUACCGGAGAAAGGCCAUUCGCCUGCUCCGAGUGCGAAUGGAGCUUCAAACGGUUCAAAGAGUUAAAGCAGCAUGAAAAGAUUCAUACCGGAGAAAAGCCUUUCAGCUGCUCUCAGUGCGGGAAGAGUUUUUCGAGAUCGUCCGACUAUAAAACCCACAUGAUGAUUCAUACCGGAGAGAAGCCGUUCUCCUGCUCCGAGUGCGGAAAGGGUUUCUCGGUGCCGAGACGACUUAAAUCCCACAUGGUGAUUCAUACUGGAGAGAAGCCUUUCAGCUGCUCUCACUGCGGGAAGAGGUUUUCCAGACCGUUCGACUAUAAAAUCCACAUGAUGAUUCAUACCGGGAAAAGACCUUUUCCCUGCUCCGUGUGCGGAAAAAGUUUCGUAAACUCAAGUCAGCUCAAAAUCCACGUGAUGACUCAUACCGGGGAGAAGCCGUUCGUCUGCUCCGAGUGCGAAAAGUGUUUUUCAACAUCAGGACAACUUAAGUCCCACAUGAUAACUCAUACCGGAGAUAAGCCGUUCGCCUGCGCUCAGUGCAGGGCGAGUUUCAGGAGCGCCAGCGGUUUGAAGAGGCACAGGUACGUACACACUGGAAACAAGCCUCACCAGUGCUCCCAGUGCGGGAAGAGCUUCGUUCGGCUCUCCGAGUUAAAAGACCACCAGAGAAUUCAUACUGGAGAAAAGCCUUUUAGCUGCUCGCAGUGCGGCAAGAGUUUCGCGACCACCAGUGGUCUCGCAUAUCACACGUACGUACAUACAGGAAACAAACCCCACCAGUGCUCCCAGUGCGAGAAGAGCUUCACCUGUGUCUCGAAGCUGCAGCUACACCAGAUGUCGCAUACUCAGGAAAAGCCUUUCAGCUGCUUCCAGUGUGGAAAGAAAUCGGGAACGUUGUCGAACCUGAAGGUGCACAUGAGGGUUCACUCGGAGGAAAGACCUUUUGUCUGCUACUGGUGUGGAAAAGGAUUUAAGCUGCUGGACCAGCUGAAGUCACACCAGAGAACACACCAGAGAAGAGAGACAAAGAGUGGAUUAUUCAGACUCCAAAAUACAAAUGAGUAGGAAGAAAAGCUGAUAAAC